CGCAGAUCAAGCCUGACGUCACCAAGCCCUGCGUUUCCAUUGCCUUAAGAGGUGUGCACCCCUCCUACGCAUACUCCCUCACUCUCCAACCUACGGUCUUAACCUGCUAGUUAACCUGUAUUAGGAGGAGAUGGGCUUCCCAUUGUCUACUCCUACAGGUAACACACCAACUAGCAGCAGUACCAAGGAAGCAGACUGGACAAAAUAAAGCAGUAGACAUGAGCUUCACCAUCGAGGAGCGGGGCAAGCCCAACACACUGGACUACAGGGUGUUCUUCAGUGAGUGACCAGCUCUUUCAAUACAUCAACGUAUAGUUUGGUAUAUAUAUAUAUAUACGAAGCUAAAGAAUUAGACUGUAGCUGUGUCUAGCUUGGCGUGUGAUGAACUAAACUUUAGUGGUUGUAGCUAUACAGCUUGACAUGUACAGACUACAGUGUGGCUCUCAUGCUACAAUAUAGGUAUCUACAGUGUGUCAGUAUGUGAGUUGAUGAGUUCCAUGUUGGCGUAAGUCCCCCCACAUUACUGUUAAUUAAUAAUCAGGUGGUUUGAAGUUACCGGAAUGUAUUAGUACAGUAGUAUGUUUCUGAUAUAUACUGUGCAUUCAUCACUGUGUCUCUCUACACAGGAAAUACUGAUGGAAAAUACGUCUCUCCAUUCCAUGACAUACCAAUUUAUGCAGAUGAAGCUCAGGUAUUCUUGUUGGUGUGUGUGUGUGUUUGUGUGUGUGUGUGUGUGAUUAACCACACAUCAUUAUUUAAUUGUGUUUUUCAAUAGAAAUGUGGUGCUAUCUGAAACAAUUGUGUUAACUUUGACUAUUUCCUCUCAACAGAACAUAUUUCAUGCUGUUGUUGAGUUAACUCAGACUAUUUCCUCCAGCAGAACAUCUUCCAUGCUGUUGUUGAGUUAACUCAGACUAUUUCCUCCAGCAGAACAUCUUCCAUGCUGUUGUUGAGUUAACUCAGACUAUUUCCUCCAGCAGAACAUCUUCCAUGCUGUUGUUGAGUUAACUCAGACUAUUUCCUCCAGCAGAACAUCUUCCAUGCUGUUGUUGAGUUAACUCAGACUAUUUCCUCCAACAGAACAUCUUCCAUGCUGUUGUUGAGUUAACUCAGACUAUUUCCUCCAACAGAACAUCUUCCAUGCUGUUGUUGAGUUAACUCAGACUAUUUCCUCCAACAGAACAUCUUCCAUGCUGUUGUUGAGUUAACUCAGACUAUUUCCUCCAGCAGAACAUCUUCCAUGCUGUUGUUGAGUUAACUCAGACUAUUUCCUCCAACAGAACAUCUUCCAUGCUGUUGUUGAGUUAACUCAGACUAUUUCCUCCAACAGAACAUCUUCCAUGCUGUUGUUGAGUUAACUCAGACUAUUUCCUCCAACAGAACAUCUUCCAUGCUGUUGUUGAGUUAACUCAGACUAUUUCCUCCAACAGAACAUCUUCCAUGCUGUUGUUGAGUUAACUCAGACUAUUUCCUCCAGCAGAACAUCUUCCAUGCUGUUGUUGAGUUAACUCAGACUAUUUCCUCCAACAGAACAUCUUCCAUGCUGUUGUUGAGGUGCCCAGAUGGACCAAUGCAAAGAUGGAGGUUUGUUUCAAUACUUGCCUUGAGGUCGUAUGAGCCUUUGUUAGCUCAAUGUAUGUUAAAAAGUCAUCAGUCACUUUAAUAUUUCCAUUCAUUGUUUCAUGUUAAUGAUGUAUUAUUGCCCUCAGAUUGCCACCAAAGACCCUCUAAAUCCAUUGAAGCAAGAUAUCAAAAAGGGGAACCUUCGUUAUGUGGCCAACGUGUUUCCACACAAAGGAUACAUCUGGAAUUAUGGAGCCAUCCCUCAGGCGCGUUAACCAGUGGUGUACAGCAGUAGUGCCCCUGUAGCUCAGUCGGUAGAGCGUGGCGCUUGCAACGCCAGGGUUUUGGGUUCGUUUCCCAUGUGGGGGGGGGGGCUAGUAUGAAAAAUGUAUGCACUCACUAACUGUAAGUCGCUCUGGAUAAGAGCGUCUGCUAAAUGACUAAAAUGUAAAAUGUACGGCCUACAGCCUCCCUAGAAUAGAAACAGCUUGGGGAAAUGUAUUGAAAGUUGAUCAAAUUACAGUAUAAAAGAAAACACUAAUUUGCCCGUCCUUAUCAGUACCUUUGUAGCGUGAGAUUUGCCUAUGAAUGAUUUCUGAAGCAUCUAUAGGGUUUAUGAAUGCUUUUAUAACGCCUUUAUAAGUUGCAGUUAAUUCAAUCACUGUUCUCUCAAUCCUCUCAUCUUUAUUUACUGUCAGACAUGGGAGGACCCAGGCCACAAAGACAGAGAUACAGGAUGCUGUGGUGACAAUGACCCUAUUGACAUCUGUGACAUAGGAUACAAGGUACUGGGCUACAGCUUUAUUGAAUGGAGUCUGUUUUUAUUCAGUGUGUGUUUUUUUUUACUUGUCAAAGUAACACGCUUGUGUGAAUGUACUGUCUUAAUUCAUAGUCUUCUCAUUUAAUGUUGUCAAUCUCUCUCUCUUUCUCCUCUCGCUCUCUCUCACUCUCUCUCUCUCUCUCUCUCUCUCUCUCUCUCUCUCUCUCUCUCUCUCUCUCUCUCUCUCUCUCUCUCUCUCUCUCUCUUCUUCAUUUCCCUCUCUUUGUGAUUUUGAGGUGUGCUCUCGUGGAGAGGUGAUCAAAGUCAAGGUGUUGGGCACUCUGGCUCUGAUCGACGAAGGAGAAACAGACUGGAAAGUCAUGGUCAUCAACAUGGAGGAUCCAGAGGCCACCAACUUUAACAGUAUGAGGAGGACAUCUAAUACGUAUUCAGAAUAUAUGGGAUUUAUAUAUUGAUUUAUUUUUUAGGCCCUUCAGUAGACUAGCAUCCUGUCCAGGGAGUGUAUUUAUACGGCAAGCUGCCUCACGCUACAGAAACAGGAGCAGGUGUCAGUAUGUAGUGAGUUGAUGGGUCAUUCUGGCUUGGACAAGGCUACUUACUUUCUUCCAGAGACCUUAAGACGCUGACGGAACGUCUGUCUGAUAUUUGAUCAGCAGUUACACAGUAGUGGGUAUUUAAAUGUGUUUGUGGCUAACAAUGAAAUGCAAAUCUUUCGUGUGAUCAAUGCAGAUAUUGAUGACGUAAGAAGACUCAAGCCUGGGUAUCUGGAAGCUACAUUUGAGUGGUUCAAAAAAUAUAAAGUUCCUGAUGGAAAACCCGAGAACCAGUUUGCAUUUAACGGAGAGUUCAAGGACCGGGUAAAAAUACAGUUUUCACCUGUUUUUACUGACAGUAGGCCUACAAGAGCAAUGCCCAAUGACAAUAACAAGACAUUUAUAUUGAUGUCAGUUACUAUUGGAUUCUUCCUCUAAAUCAGGGAUGUCAAACAUAUGGCCCGCAGGCCGAAGGGGGUCAAAUCCGGCCCGCGAGGGGGUCCAAUCCGGCCCGUGAGGGGGUCCAAUCCGGCCCCCGCGAGGGGGUCCAAUCCGGCCCCCGAGGUGGUCCAAUCCAGCCCACGGGUGGUUUGAGUAAAAGAAACGUGUGUAGGAAAACGAACUCAAUAUACUUUAAAAUGACUAAAACCAAAUAGAAACUGUGUAGAAAUUAUAAUGGACCUACAUUCAUACAGUUUCUUGACUGUGUCCAGCUCGCUAAUAAUCACCUAAAUGAAAGCUAGACAGUCAGGGAGCCUAGAACAUUCCCUAAACCAUGGUUAGAGGACUAUUUGUAGCAAAUUUUGACGCCGUGGAAAUAUAACCAAUUUUCAGUGCGGCCCCCCCGGACCUCGUUGAAGACCGAAUGCGGCCCCCUGGGAAAGAAAUGCGUUUGACACCCCUGCUCUAAAUCAUUCAUAGGACAGGGUAUUUGUAAACUCAAUCACACAUAACAGAAUAAAACAGUGUAUUACAGUGUAAGUACACAUUGUUACUCUUUUUUUAUUGAAAUAUGGAACAUACCAAGGGUGGAACUCUAUUCCCUAUAUAGUGACCUACUUUUGAUGGGCCCUGGUCAAAAGAAGUGCACUAUAAAGGGACUAAGGGGCCAUUUGGGACGCACCCUACUUUCUACUCAGUACAGAGAGUAGUAUAGUGGAGGUGUAUGCAGCUUUUAAAUAAUAAUUUGACAUUAUAUUUUGCAGGACUUUGCUCUUAAGACAGUCAAGGAAACUCAUGAGUUUUGGAAGGCGCUGAUCUCCAAAAAGACCAAUGCUGGAGAUCUGAACUGGUGAGACUGAGAUAUAGAUUUACAAUCUCCGUGUAAUAUGACCAUCUGUUCAAUAGGCUGUCAGUGAUGCUGAUAACGAUAAAGCAAAAGGAGCCAUUUUAGUUCAGUCAAUGACUUUUUUUUUUUUUUUUACAGAGCCAUCCUUUUUAUUCUCAGCUGAAACAGUUCUGUUUGUGUUUUUCUCCCAUUUCCUGUUUCUCGGAACACUGAUCCAGUACCAACACCAGUGUCGCAGAUAGUCCGUUCUGCUGUUCCACUACUGAUGCUAAGGCUGUUGUUGAUGCCGUGAGUUCCUUUCACUUAUCAUACUAUUUUGUUUAUCAUACUAAAACAGCCUAGCUGCAAUAUUCAUGUGUGCUUGAUAGAUAAUAUAGAUAAUAAUGAUCUUUUUACAUUUACAUUUUACAUUGUAUUGUAGGCAGGUGCUUUUGGCCCUGAAGACCCUAUUCCCAGUGCAGGUGUGUAUUUAUUUUGUUCAUUAAUUCCAUUGGUAUGUGCUUUGACGUGAAAUGAAUCUUAUUUUAAUUCAAUACACCUGCGAUUUAUUUACCAUCUAUAUUCAACUUUGUUGGAUUUCACACUUACAAUGGAACAUUUUCUACUUAUUUUCUCAGUUGACAAAUGGUUCUACGUCUAAGUUAACUGACCCAGAAAGAAGAGCCUUCAGAUUGGACCAAAAUGCUUUCUCACCUGAACAGAAGAAUAUACUUGAAAAUUACAGAAAACAUUUUUAGUAUAAUUACAGUUUCCCAUUUUUAGUAUAAAUUGUGAUUGAUGCUUAUCAUCUUAACAUGACAAGUACUCAACCCAAGUAAGCCUGCUCAUUAUGUUUAUUAUGUUUCCCAGGUACAAAUAGACAUUUGUAACAAUAUGACCUUUAUAGUCUGUCUAAACCUAUACACUUUACUGUGUCUUGCAUCAUGUUGUUUGAUACUGAAACCUGAAAAUGGUCAUAAAUCUGAAAAUAAAUACCAUCACCACACCCCCCUCCUCCUGUUCUGAGCAUGGUCUUUACUGGUAUCUAGUGGUCAUGUAUCAUAAUGCAAGCCUUAUAACAGACAUGAGAAAAGCUGUUUAAACAGGUGUGUUGAAUGUAAAGAAUAGAAAUGGUUUCUCUAAAGUUGACUCUUACAGGCAAUCACAGCAUGAAAAGAACUGCUAAAGAAUCACUCAUCCAAGACUCCUCCACUGCCAAGAGGAAAAGAUGGGCGCUACUAGAUGAAACGUCUAUAUAUAAUGCUUAUAAUAUAUGCAGAGGAUUUGAGGUAUUUUAUGGGAAAGGUAGGUGAAAGGUGAGCGUCAUAAUCCUGUUACAAUAAGCUCCUACACAGCAGGCGGCGCUAGUGCGCCAUUAGGAUGGUUAGGUAGUUCCCCAAGUCACGUCGAAGAACAAUACAAUCAGCUGUUCGUUUAUCGAAUCCGCUAAAAAAAAAUCUACACAAAGCUGUCAUUGUCGACAGGGAGAGGUAAGAUUUGGCAGCUUUAUUCAAAAUAUUCAGUCUUUUAUAUAGUUACAUAACGUUACUUGUGUUCCGUCAUACCUUUACUUCGAAAUGGAGAGCUGUCUUUCUGUGAGUCCUUAGUCCACAUGAGCCCAGGGUUUUAGCUAAGCUGAUAGCCACGUAGCCGAGCUAGCUAGCUAGCUAAGUUAGCUAUCAGCUGGUGCUAACUAGCAUGCUAGGAUAAGGAAAUACUUGUAUUUUUGUUGACAAACCUAAAGCUGGCUAGCAGCAGUAGCAAGUGCAUUUGCUUAUGUAAAGAAAGCCUGUAGCUAUCCAUAUAGUCAUGAUGCACUGUCAAAAUGCUGCUGAUCCAGUGAGAUAAGUUGAUCCCGCCUGGACAAGUUGUCAGUGUGUUUGCUUGCUAGCUAGCUAGCUAGCUAACUUCCCGAUUGUCUUCUUCCUUAGGCAAAGACCACUGAAAUGUCAUUCCUCUUUGAUUGGAUCUACAGAGGCUUUAGUGGUGUGCUACAGUUUUUAGGUAAUCUCAGACUUGACUUCAACUGUAUUGUCAGUAUAACUGCAUGUCACAAUGAGUGGUGUGUGUUUCCAACUCAAACGUUACAUUAUCAAUGUACUUUCCCAGGGUUGUACAAAAAGUCUGGGAAGCUGGUUUUCCUGGGGUUGGAUAAUGCUGGUAAAACGACCCUUCUGCAUAUGCUGAAAGAUGACAGACUUGGACAGCAUGUGCCCACGUUGCAUCCAAGUAAGCAGCAUCAUUUCUAAGUAUAUUAUUGGGUUGUUUUAAGUUCAGUAAAUGGAGUGAACACAAUGUCAGUGAUUUUAAAUGUGUUUUGUUUCUCCUUGAAGCAUCGGAAGAGUUGACAAUAGCUGGAAUGACAUUCACCACGUUUGAUCUGGGCGGUCACGUACAAGGUAAGACUUAGGCCUAACUAAGUUGGCCACUGCGUCUUUCUAGGGUUUGGUCAGCAUCUUGAGACAUUACAUUGUCUUUCUAGGGUUUGGUCAGCAUCUUGACACAUUACAUAAUGUGCUACAUCUUCUGUCUCUUUCACAGCUAGAAGAGUUUGGAAGAACUAUCUGCCGGCUAUCAAUGGAGUUGUCUUUCUGGUUGACUGUGCUGAUCAUGACCGCCUUACAGAAUCCAAGAUCGAACUUGAUGUAAGUCACUUCCAUUGCACACAAUGGGCCUCAUUUAUCAACAUAUUCAUUAUGAAAAAUGCAUACACAAAACCCACACAGUGAGGCAGCAAUCAAUGCAGGUUAGUCCAGGACACACAACAAUCAUUCUCACUGUCCCAUCUCUGUCUCAUUACUCAACCUCUUUCCCCUGUGUGUGUGUGUUCAGGCUCUGUUAGCAGAUGAGACCAUCCUCUCUGUGCCCGUGCUGGUCCUGGGGAACAAAAUAGACCGUCCUGAAGCCAUCAGUGAGGGGGGACUGAGAGAGGCGUUCGCUCUCGACGGUCAAUGCACUGGAAAGGUAAGCAAUCAUAGAGAUAGACAUGGCCUAUGGGAUUUGUAUAUAUGGUUCAUCAUUAUAUUUUUUUCUUAAAGGCCAUUUCAGAUGAGUGUAUAACACAACUACCGUGUGUGUCUGAAUGAUAUGUGUGUGGUACAGUAUUCAUGUUCUUUAGUAUUCAUGUUACAAGCGCUCCGUUGGUCCUCUGUAGCUCAGCUGGUAGAGCACGGCGCUUGUAACGCCAAGGUAGUGGGUUCGAUCCCCGGGACCACCCAUAAUUUUUUUUUAAAAAUAAUGUAUGCACGGAUGACUGUAGGUCGCUUUGGAUAAAAGCGUCUGCUAACUGGCAUAUUAUAUUAUAGGUAUGUGGUAGAAAAUGAUAGUGGAACUCCAGUAUAUUUUCACCUCAUUAAACACCUGAUUUACUUAACAAAAGGCACAUCUCAAUAGGUGGUCCAGGUAUGUUAUGACAUGGCACAAGUGUGUGUACAUUACUGUAUUUAUACUUGGGAUAAUGUUUUUAAACAGGAAAAGUUAAAAAAUUUGCUGGAGUGGUCUUUAACCGCUGACCUUGUGUUCUUCUCCCAGAGUAAUGUGUCAUUGAAGGAUCUGCAGGUACGACCUCUGGAGAUCUUCAUGUGCAGUGUCCUGAAGAAGCAGGGCUAUGGAGAUGGCUUCAGGUGGCUGUCACAAUACAUCGACUGA
Coregonus sp. 'balchen' is the source of this 7792-nucleotide messenger RNA. The record is from the annotation of a GenBank genome assembly. NCBI's taxonomy places the organism in Eukaryota, Metazoa, Chordata, Actinopteri, Salmoniformes, Salmonidae.